CGGUAGCGUGCACCUCAUAUGUUGACAAUCCUCAAUGCGACUAAUGCUUCUGGUCGUAUGAAUAACCUAAAGUUGAUAGACGUAAACCGAUUACACUGCUAUCUUGUCUGAAAAUUGUGAUAAUUGUCAUUUGUGAUUUACUUUGCAGCAACUAGACAGCUGACGUAGGCUCGAAUAUUUCUAACUUUUGCUCUCUCGCUAUUCAGAAGCUGAUCUGCCUGUGUGCGGCGUGCGUGAGCCGGUUGUUCGAUCUGAAAUGCCUAUAAAUGAAUGUAUUGUCUCUGCACCCGGAAAAGCCAUUCUUCACGGAGAGCAUGCUGUAGUCCAUGGGAAGGUGGCCCUGGCUGUGAGCUUGAACCUGCGCACGUAUCUGCGCUUGGAGCCGAAUUCGGCCGGGAAAGUUUGCAUCAAUCUGCCAAACAUCCACACAUUCCUUUCCUGGGAUGUCACAUCGCUGCAGUCGCUGCAGCCUGACCGCACAGCUGACCCGAAGAAUGCGAAGGAGCUGGAUACUGACCUUGUUUCUAGGCUUCGGGGUUUUAUCGGGGUGACGGACGGUAAUACAGACACCAGCACCAUGGCUGUCCUCGCCUUCCUGUACAUCUACCUCUCCGUUUUUACCGAGUCCGGGGGGCUGCCCGGCGCGACUGUGUGGGUGUGGUCGGAGCUGCCCACCGGCGCCGGUUUGGGGUCCAGCGCGGCGUUCUCCGUGUGCCUCGCCGCGGCGUCGCUGCGCGCCAGGGGAGCCGUCACCUGCCCGCUGGGCGACCGGGACCAGACAGCCAGGUGGAGCGAGGAGGAGAUGGAGCUGAUCAACGCGUGGGCCUUCCUCGGGGAGAAGAUCAUCCACGGGAACCCGUCGGGGGUGGACAACGCCGUGAGCACGUGGGGUGGAAUAUUGAGAUACCACGCCGGGAAGAUCACGCCACUCAGCAGGGUCCCCAUGUUGAGAAUCCUGCUCACAAACACCAAAGUUCCGCGCAGCACCAAGGUACUUGUUGCCGGAGUGAAGGACAAAAUUAACAAGUUUCCCUCGAUAAUGAACCCGGUGCUGGAGUCCAUAGAUGCCGUCUCCUCUACGUGUCAGCUGACUCUGACCGAAAUGGCCAGUGAUCCCACCCCAGAGCACUACAGCGUUCUGGAGGAGCUGAUGGACAUCAACCAGCACCACCUGAACGUGAUCGGGGUGGGGCACCCCUCCCUGGACGCCCUCUGCCGAACGACGCUGGCCCAGGGGCUCCACAGCAAGCUGACAGGGGCCGGGGGCGGGGGCUGCGGCAUCACCCUCCUCAGGCCAGACACGGACUGCUCGGUGAUCCGGCACACCGUGGAGGAGCUGAGGGGCCGUGGCUAUGAAUGCUGGGAAACCAGCAUCGGCGCGCCCGGCCUGCUGCAGCACGCGCCGUCCUCCCUCGGGGGCGAAGUUCAGCGGGUUUUAAACGGUCACUGAGACGGGCGGUCGGCGGUGGAGACUGUAAGGGUAUCUCGCCCAAGCCCAGCCCUGAGCUGAGCUGAGCUGAGCUGGGGUCCAGAUGCUUCCAUUUCUCUGCCCCUGACAGACUGCCUGCGGUGGUUCAUGACCCCGACUCCUGCACCGCACUUGGUAAACCCGGACAUUUGGAGACCGGUGGUCUUUGCUCAAACUCAUCGGCAGCUAACUUAAACGUUUAGUUUUCUUCUUCUUCUUCUUCUUCUCCCCCUGCUCAUGUAGCUCUUCUCUGAGUGAGGGAAGCUGUUUGGAGCACAAACAUUCUGCCCCAAAUCAUUCAAACAUGUCCCUGCCUAAACUGCAGGGUACUUUUUUUAAUCGCACAGUGUCAGGCUUUUUGUGGAAAUAAAAAGCAGGAAAUACCAGUCCAAGGAUCAGAAUUACAGGGCCUAUUCAACCGUAAUCACUACAGUUACUAGAAAUGAAUCAUUUGGUUGAAAUGGCGCAUUCUGGAAGCAUGUCUUCUCAUGCAGUACAGUGUCAUUGAGUGCAGACAUCAAAGGCAGAUCUGUCCAAUAAGGGAGGAUAUCCUGUCCAAAGGAUCGUCAUGCUUUUAGCGGUUUCUCUUUCAGUCUCUUUCAUCGUUUAGGCUGCAGACAUCUGUGUACAAAGAUCCCAUUGGACGAGACCGCCUACCAGCAUCUUCGACCCUUUGCGCACAAGUAAUAGAGAAUGGGUGCCUGUAGUGAGCUAACACGACCAGUAGGUGGCAGUAAUGUCAUUCAAGCCCGUGCUUCAGCACGUCGUGGUGCUGUUGGAAUGAUUUAUUUGCAAUUAUGUGUGUAAUGAGUUAAUUUCCCAUUUCUGAAAUCACAGUUCUGUUAAUUUAUUAACAUUUGGGGAGUGUGUAAAAUGUCACCAUGGCUACAAGGACUGAACUCUCAAGGACUCGCUUCGUGCAAGCCACUUCAACGUCUCAACGAACGGCCAACAUGGCAAUAAAUUAUAUUGAGAAAAACGG
Anguilla rostrata (American eel) is the source of this 2450-nucleotide messenger RNA. It is a transcript of the gene mvk, whose product is annotated as mevalonate kinase. NCBI's taxonomy places the organism in Eukaryota, Metazoa, Chordata, Actinopteri, Anguilliformes, Anguillidae. Gene Ontology annotation, molecular function: mevalonate kinase activity; ATP binding. The coding region runs from base 257 to 1450 and encodes 397 amino acids. Gene Ontology annotation, biological process: isoprenoid biosynthetic process; cholesterol biosynthetic process; isopentenyl diphosphate biosynthetic process, mevalonate pathway. The transcript is spliced from 11 exons. Gene Ontology annotation, cellular component: cytoplasm; cytosol. The record is from RefSeq and is a predicted model, not a curated record.